UUAAAAUUUGAAAUGUCUUAUUUACUAAAUAGUUUAAAUAGGCAAUUAUCAUUACUCAGCUCUAAAGUAUUAAUCAGCAAUGCAAAUUUGAUAAGAGAAAUUGAAACUGUUAAAGUACGCCCAUUGCUUAAGUUUUAUUCAGUUACGCAGCAGCCGGUUUCUGAGAAAAUGACUACAGAAAAAACUUUACCCAAGUUAUUUAAAUUUGUUGAUCAAAACGUCGAAUCCUAUAAAAACCUUUUAAAGGAGGCGGUAGCUAUUCCUUCGAUAUCCUGUGAUGCAAAGCACCGGGAAGAUUGUAAUCGAAUGGUGUUUUGGAUGAGAGAUAAAUUAAAGGAAGUUGGAGCCGCGACUGAAUUACGUGAUGUUGGUUACCAGACCAUAGAUGGUAAAGAAAUAAAGUUGCCCCCUGUACUUGUUGGUACUCUCGGCAAUGACACCAAGAAGAACACAAUUUGUGUUUAUGGACACUUAGAUGUCCAACCUGCCUUAAAAUCUGAUGGUUGGGACUCUGAACCAUUUGACUUACAAGAACGCGAUGGAAAACUGUAUGGCAGAGGCUCUACAGAUGAUAAGGGUCCAGUCUUAGGAUGGCUUCAUGCUAUUAAUGCUUAUAAGGAAAUCGGAGAAGAGCUUCCAGUGAAUUUAAAGUUUGUAUUUGAAUGUAUGGAAGAAUCUGGGUCUGAGGGUCUUGAUGAGCUACUCAUGAAUAAGUUAAAACCUGAAGGAUUUUUUGAUACGGUAGACUAUGUGUGCAUAUCAGACAACUAUUGGUUAGGAACAACUAAGCCUUGCAUUACAUAUGGCCUAAGAGGGAUUAGCUACUAUUUUUUGGAAAUUGAAUGUGCAAAAAUGGAUUUACACAGUGGAGUGUUUGGAGGAACAGUUCACGAAGCUAUGUCAGACUUGAUAUACCUGAUGAACACUUUAGUAGCAAAGGAUGGGAAAAUUUUAAUCACAGAUAUUUAUAAAUCGGUAGCGCCUCUAACUGAUAAUGAAAGUAAAUUAUACGAUUCUAUUGACUUUGAUACCGAAGCAUACAGGAAAUCUAUUGAAGCUUAUGAAUUACUACACAAGGGGGUUAAGGAGCAGAUUUUGAUGCAUCGUUGGAGAUAUCCAAGCCUGUCACUUCAUGGUAUAGAAGGUGCUGCGUUCCAACCGGGUGCAAAAACAGUAAUUCCCGGAAAAGUUAUUGGAAAAUUCUCAAUCCGUCUUGUACCGGAUCAAGAGCCUGAUGAAGUUGAAAAAUUAGUGUUUGAUUAUGUCCAUAAAAAGUGGGCUGAACGUGAAUCGCCGAAUAAAAUGCGAAUCUGGGCACAAAGCGGUCGGGCCUGGACAGAGAACCCCGACCAUCCUCACUAUCAAGCUGCUGCGCGGGCCACCAAACUGAUAUACCAGACAGAUCCGGACAUGUCGCGGGAGGGCGGGUCCAUCCCCGUGACCAUUACGCUGCAGGAGGCGAGCGGCAAGAACGUUUUGCUGCUGCCGAUGGGCGCGGGCGACGACAUGGCGCACUCGCAGAACGAGAAGCUCAACGUGCGGAACUACAUCGAGGGGAUAAAAUUAUUCGCAGCUUACUUGUAUGAGGUCGGGAAAUUAGCCAAAUAGAUUUUAAGAGAACGAGCGAAUAACGAAAAGUUGUAUCAAUGCAUAAUAUAUAAGCAUGUGGCUUUAUCAGUUUAUUUCAUAAUAGUGCUCAUAAUAAUAUGUACAAUUAUAUUAUAAUAUUGAGUGUAAGGACAAAUGUUAUUAAUAUUGAUUUUGACUACAUUCCUUUGUGGAUAAUAUACUGUGCCUUAAUGAAGUAAAAUUUGCUUCUUUAGCGUAAGUAUUCAACAUAUCGGAAGCAUUGUUUUAUGUAAUUUUAAUAAACAAGAGUUACAUAUAUUUUUAGUUUUGCUUUGAGUUAGAUGUUGAUUUUGUAACGAGUUUUACAUUUGUAUCUAAAUAAAGUCUGAAAUUUAAAA
Molecule: messenger RNA, 1967 nt
Organism: Leptidea sinapis
Lineage: Eukaryota; Metazoa; Arthropoda; Insecta; Lepidoptera; Pieridae
Gene: Cndp2
Product: cytosolic non-specific dipeptidase
Exons: 9
Coding region: 13-1608 (531 amino acids)
Biological process (GO): proteolysis
Molecular function (GO): metallodipeptidase activity
Source: RefSeq, a predicted model, not a curated record